Melanotaenia boesemani (Boeseman's rainbowfish) is the source of this 2208-nucleotide messenger RNA. RefSeq names its product ETS domain-containing protein Elk-3-like. NCBI's taxonomy places the organism in Eukaryota, Metazoa, Chordata, Actinopteri, Atheriniformes, Melanotaeniidae. Gene Ontology annotation, cellular component: nucleus. Bases 389 to 1603 code for a protein of 404 amino acids. Gene Ontology annotation, molecular function: DNA-binding transcription factor activity, RNA polymerase II-specific; sequence-specific DNA binding. Gene Ontology annotation, biological process: cell differentiation; regulation of transcription by RNA polymerase II. The transcript is spliced from 5 exons. The record is from RefSeq and is a predicted model, not a curated record.
GACUAACGAGGCGUGCCUGAAAGCACCACGGCGGCCACCGGACCGAUGAUGUCAGUUUACGGGCUGUAGGAGUUUCUGUCUCACCAUGUGUUCCGACAGAGACUAGGCCUGCUGCUGGCCGUCAUCGGGCAGGCGGAGGAGAAGAGAAGGGGAGGAAAAGUGUGUUUACACAGACGGCAAACUGCCUGGGGAAUCGUAGGGGAGAGGAAGUCAGCCGGCUCUGUGUCUGCUUGCUCCAACUUCCUGCUCAGAAAAAGAAAAAGCCCAGGAUCCUAUUUCAGUCCAGCACAACUGUGCAGACCAGAAGUAAGCAUGGAAAAACAAGGAAUCACACAAGCUUCACCUUAAAGUUUCACGGAGGGAAAAGACCGAGUCGAAGAUCGCAGGUAUGGACAGUGCCAUCACCUUGUGGCAGUUCCUACUGCAGCUACUGCUCGACCAGAGUCACAAGCACCUGAUACGCUGGACAUCCGCAGACGGAGAGUUUAAGCUCCUGAAGUCAGAGGAAGUGGCAAAGCUGUGGGGGCUGCGCAAAAACAAGACCAACAUGAACUACGACAAGCUGAGCAGAGCCCUGCGCUACUACUACGACAAGAACAUCAUCAAGAAAGUGAUUGGCCAGAAGUUUGUCUAUAAGUUUGUGUCCUUCCCUGAGAUCCUUAAAAUGGACCCACAAGCAGUAGAGAUGGGCCUGGUCUCUGGAAGGUUCCCCCUCCAAGAAGGAGAGGUUCAUGAGCUGGAAGUAGAAGAGGAGGAAGAUGAGGAGGGUGAGGAGGAGACCCAGAGGAGGACCUUGGCAGCAGUAGGGACUCAGCAGUGUCGAAGUGAUUACCUCCACUCAGGUCUCUACUCGUCCUUCAGUAUCAGCUCCCUGCAAAACCAACCCGAGCUCCUCCGUGCUCUGCGGGAGCGCCAGGAAGAGCCGCGCUCCGUCAUCCGCUUCGGCUCCAACACAGAGAGGAGCUCCCCUCCUUCUGCCAAGUCUGAGUCCUACAUCUCCCCCAGGCUACCCAAACUCCCCUCUCAUUCCCACUCCCCGUCUUCCCCUCAUACCCAGCCCGGGCAAAGCUGGAGCCCAGCUGCCAAGGAAGAGGAUGAGGAGGACUCUGAUCAAGGUGCUCAGCCCCUCAAUCUCUCCUCUGGGCACAGGGAGCGAGCCCUGCAGCCUCCUGAAAAGAGGAGCAACAGCAGUAGUAGAGGUAAUUCCUCUAACAGUAGUGGUAACCAAGGAGAUGGACUCCCACCUAAAAGCAAAAAGCCCAAAGCUCUGGAAAUCUCCACCCCAUCCAUGCUUCUGGCAGGGAGCGACAUCGGCUCCAUCGCCCUGAACAGCCCAGCGCUGCCCUCUGGCUCUCUCACUCCUGCCUUCUUCACUGCACAGACUCCUUCGGGUUUGCUGCUGGCUCACAGUCCCCUGUUGUCAGGCAUCCACUUUUGGAGCAGUCUGAGCCCCGUCGCCCCACUCAGCCCCGCCCGGCUGCAGGGCCACAGCUCACUCUUCCAGUUCCCCAGCCUAAUCAACGGACACAUGCCUGUCCCUCUGCCAAACCUGGAAGGAACACCCUCCUCUCUGCUUCUGUCCCCCACCACCCACAAAUCCUGAUCCAGUCUGUGAAAAACGUCCCAUCAUCAUCCAUCUCUCAUUGAAAGUUCCUCAGUUAUCAUCAUCAUCAGCCUUCAUCUUGACAAAUUCUGCUUCAGAAAAGAUCUGACCUCAUCUUUUUUUUUGCACUUGAGCUGCUUCAGAUUUUGGUUAAAAGCACUUGGUAAAAGCCAUACGUCACAAUGUCUAAGAGACGUCUGUGGUAAAAUACCCUGCCCUCCAUGGACGGAUUCAACAUGAUGCUAGCUGGAACAGGCUAGCCAGCCCCUCAUUCUGUGCAGAGCUUUGUUUUAGUCUUGUAAAAAAGAAAAAAAAAAUCUGUUUUUCUUUAAAUAUUAACCACAAUGUGAAACUUGCUGUUUCACAUAUGUGGUAUUGUAUGUAUUGUAUGCACUAUGCUUCUCAGAUAGUACCGGCUGUGCCUUGACUUUUUUUAUUGCUUUAUUUCAAAUUCUUUUAAUGAAGACGAGAUUUCAAAAUCAAUGAAAACCUUUGUAACUGUUGUUUUUUAUACUGGACUUGGCAUACAGUAUGUAUUCUGUAUAUUUUUUGUAUUGUGAAAAAUGUCUUGUCAUUUUCAAUAAACAAAGCAUUGAAUGCUUGAA